AUGGUGCCCAUGCAUAUCCUAAAAGGGCUGGCCACCUUCACCCUCAACCUCGCCCACGACCAGACUGCUCAAAGUCGUGUCCUCGCCCAGUCCUUCGCGUCCAAGGCAGCCGAUCCCAAGCUUAAGGAGCGCUAUGCCACUUGUGCUGAACACUACGACCAUGCUGUCGACGACAUCGAGGAUGGAAAGAACUACUUGGGGAAAGGUGACUACAAUGGCAUCAACACUAUGGCGUCUGCAGCCAUGAUGGAGGCCGGCGACUGUCUGGAUAGUUUCAUGCAGCCGUCGAAGGACCCAUCGGUGCUGUCUGACAAUGGGAAGGCUGUGGAAGAUAUUUGUAGUAUCAUCUUGAAUAGGAAGUAG
This is a messenger RNA of Cucurbita maxima (winter squash), 363 nucleotides long. RefSeq names its product pectinesterase inhibitor-like. Gene Ontology annotation, biological process: negative regulation of catalytic activity. Gene Ontology annotation, molecular function: pectinesterase inhibitor activity. The transcript is spliced from 2 exons. Lineage: Eukaryota; Viridiplantae; Streptophyta; Magnoliopsida; Cucurbitales; Cucurbitaceae. Bases 1 to 363 code for a protein of 120 amino acids. The record is from RefSeq and is a predicted model, not a curated record.